Molecule: messenger RNA, 581 nt
Organism: Eurypyga helias (sunbittern)
Lineage: Eukaryota; Metazoa; Chordata; Aves; Eurypygiformes; Eurypygidae
Gene: NDUFB5
Product: NADH dehydrogenase (ubiquinone) 1 beta subcomplex, 5, 16kDa
Exons: 5
Source: RefSeq, a predicted model, not a curated record
GGAGUGACAACCAUCACGCUUUGCUUCCGUUUUCAGCUCCUGUACGACACAGCAGCAGCCAUGGGAAGAGAAUGUUUAUUAUCAAGGCAACAAGUUUUUAUGACACCCGGUUUCUGAACCUGUUGAGAUUCUAUAUACUUCUGACGGGAAUACCAGCGGCACUAUUCGUAACGUAUGUCAACAUCUUCAUUGGGGAAGCUGAACUUGCGGAGAUUCCCGAAGGUUAUGUUCCAGAGUACUGGGAGUACUACAAACACCCUAUAAGUCGCUGGAUAGCUCGUUACCUCCUUGACCCCCCUGAAAAGAACUAUGAGAAGGAGAUGGCUUUGCUUGAUGUUGAAGCAAAGAAAACUGAACUGAGGCUGAUGGAGCUGGAGGCACGCAGACUGAUGAGACACAGGGGAGAUGGACCUUGGUAUCAUUAUGAAACGCCUGAUAAGAAUCUUGUUGACAAUUCUAUGAAAUCCACCCCUGACAAUUAAACAAUUGCAAGGCAUUACGCAUGGUAAAUGCAUACUGACACAUGGUGACUGAGCUAUGUAAUACACAGCCUGCUGUUUACUGAUGGAAAUGAUUAAAAA